AUGUCACCUAAGAACGGUGAAAUCGAGCUGGACGUUGUGUCAACUGGAUCCACAGAUAAGCAAGAUGAUCUUGCUUUGGCGAGACUGGGUAAAAAAGCUGUAUUGAAGCGCCGUUUUGGCUUCUUGUCCAUCCUAGGGUUUAGCUGUACGGUUCUGAUUACAUGGGAAGCGUCAUUGGUCUUGUUCCUGGUCGGUUUCCAAAAUGGAGGUCCUGCUGGAGUCAUCUAUGGCUACAUCGUUGUAUGGGCAGGUACCGUGUCUGUUUUCAUAGUACUUAGUGAAUUGGUAUCAAUGGCACCUACUUCCGGUGGCCAAUACCACUGGGUAUCCAUGCUCGCCCCUCAAAAUUCCCAGGUACUACUCAGCUAUGUUUCCGGGUGGCUCACUCUUUGCGGCUGGCUAGCAUCUCUCGGCUCAGGUGCCUUCUUGACUGGUGGACUGAUUCAAGGUCUUAUCAUGCUAUGCCAACCUACGUCCUAUGUCCCUCAAAACUGGCACGUCACCCUCUUCUACUGGGCUAUAAUAGCCUUCUGCAUCUUCAUCAAUGUAGGAGCCGGCUGGCUGUUGCCCAAGUUCGAAGGCGCACUGCUGUUCCUACAUAUCCUUGGUUUCUUCGCCAUUUUGAUCCCUCUUCUGGUAAUGGGCCCGCAGGGAGAUGCCCAGGAUAUUUUUACAACUUUUCUGAAUAUGGGAGGCUGGAAUAGUCAGGGACUGAGCUUUUGUGUGGGCAUCAUGGGGAGUGUGUUUGCUUUCGUCGGUGGUGACGGUCCUAUUCAUCUCUCCGAAGAAAUUCAAAAUGCGCAGGUCGUCGUGCCCCGCUCAAUCAUGAUUGGUAUCGCUAUGAACGGCACCCUUGGUUUCGGCAUGCUCCUCACUGUCCUCUUCCGCAUGGGCGAUCUCGACUCGGUCCUCGCUGAAAAUCCCGCAUUCCCAUUCAUGGUCAUCUUCCACCGUGCAGUGCAAUCGCGAUCUGGCGCCGCCGUUAUGGCUUCACUAGUCAUGGUUCUAACCAUCGGCGCAGGCGUCGGCCUCUCAGCCUCCACGUCCCGCAUCUGCUGGGCUUUUGCCCGAGACAAAGGGCUACCAGGUUGGAAAACACUAAGCAAGGUCAGCUCCAGAACCCAAAUCCCCGUCCCCGCUGUCCUCUUCACAAAUAUAGCCGCCUGCCUCCUUGCCCUCAUCAACAUUGGCUCCACCACCGCCUUCAACGGCAUCAUCUCCGUCGCCAUUGCCGGCCUCUUCUCUUCGUACCUUCUCACUUGUUCCUUGCUACUCUACCGCCGCUGUACAGGCGGUAUCGGCCCCCCUACGGAUCCUAUCGCCGCACUGCCAUCAUCCCCGCUCAAUCAAGACUCGAAAAUACAUGCAGUAUGGGGGCCCUGGCGUCUCCCAGCUGUUUUGGGUAUCGCCAACAACGCUUUUGCAUGCGCCUAUUUGUGUUUUGUGCUCUUCUUCAGUUUCUGGCCUAGCUUUGCGCAAGUCACGGUGCAGAAUAUGAACUGGGCGGUGCUGGUUACGAGCGUGAUUGCGGGAAUGAGCGUUGUGUAUUAUGUGGUUUGGGCCAGGAAAGUGUAUCGUGGGCCGGUGGUGGAGGUGGAUGUGGCGAGGGAGGGUGGUGGUGUUAGGGACAAUGAGGGAGUGUAA
Bipolaris victoriae FI3 is the source of this 1644-nucleotide messenger RNA. RefSeq lists its product as hypothetical. The transcript is spliced from 9 exons. Gene Ontology annotation, cellular component: membrane. NCBI's taxonomy places the organism in Eukaryota, Fungi, Ascomycota, Dothideomycetes, Pleosporales, Pleosporaceae. The coding region runs from base 1 to 1644 and encodes 547 amino acids. Gene Ontology annotation, molecular function: transmembrane transporter activity. The record is from RefSeq and is a predicted model, not a curated record. Gene Ontology annotation, biological process: transmembrane transport.